Molecule: messenger RNA, 2377 nt
Organism: Magnolia sinica
Lineage: Eukaryota; Viridiplantae; Streptophyta; Magnoliopsida; Magnoliales; Magnoliaceae
Product: putative disease resistance protein RGA3
Exons: 1
Coding region: 75-2321 (748 amino acids)
Biological process (GO): defense response to other organism
Molecular function (GO): ADP binding; protein binding
Source: RefSeq, a predicted model, not a curated record
UCCAAACCUAUUUGAACUCAAAUUCAUCCCUUCUUCCCAUCUAGACAUACCAAAAGGAGAAAGAAAGAAAGAAAAUGGCAUAUUCACUGGUCUCGACUACAGUGGAUAAGUUGAAUAACAUCCUCCUAGAUGAGGUAGCUUUGUUGGUGGGUGUCACCGAUGAGAUCGAAAGGCUUUCCAGUACGUUGACCUUGAUCCAGGCUGUGCUUACAGAUGCUGAAACUCGGCAAGUUAAGGACAAAGCUGUGAAGAUCUGGUUGGAAAGGCUCAAAGAUGUGUCGUACGAUCUGGAUGACUUACUAGAUGAAUGGACGACAGAAGCUCUCAGAUUGCAAGCACCAGAUGAAGAUUGUGGAUCCUCUUUCGGUAAGAAGAUGGUAAGGGGCUUCCUCUCACCUGUUACUUCCUUCAAUCAUGUCAUGUUGCGCCACAAAAUUAGGAUUAGAAUAAAGGAGGUGAGGGGUAGAUUAGAUGAAAUCGCCAAAGAGAAGAGCCAAUUGGGUCUUAGAGUAGAUUGUGGAGAGAGUGAGAGAUUGGAUAGUGAAGUGAGGCGGGGUGAGAGAGAGACAAGCUCCUUACUCGACCAAUCGUUAGUUGUCGGUAGAGAACGUGAAAAAAAAGACGUCCUAGACUUGCUGCUGAGGGAGAGUAGUGGAGAGGUGAAUGAGGUGCCUGUUGUCAUUUCUAUUGUUGGAAUGGGGGGCUUGGGGAAAACUACCCUUGCUCAGCUCUUGUACAAUGAUGAUGAUGUGAAGGGACAUUUCAACAUGAGAAUGUGGGUGUGUGUUUCAGAAGAUUUUGAUGUGAAACGGAUUACAAAAUCAAUCAUAGAAUCUUGUGAUUCUGGGGCUAGUUGUCAGCAUCUAGACCUGGACAUGUUGCAAAGUCGCCUCUGCAAAAUGUUGUGUACAAAGCGAUUCUUGCUUGUGCUUGAUGACAUUUGGAGUGAAGAUAGUGAGAAGUGGGAUAAACUGAGACUUCCCUUCCAAACUGGUGCAUUUGGGAGUCGAAUCGUCGUAACCACCCGCAGUGAGAAGGUUGCGUUGGCGAUGGGAACUAACUGCAUGUACAAACUGGCAGUUUUAUCCGAAGAUAACUGCUGGUUAUUGUUUAGCCGUGGAGCACUCAAGCGUCGGAAUGCAGAAGAGUCUUCGGAGUUGGAAGAGAUUGGAAGGGAAAUUGUAAAGAAGUGUGGAGGGGUGCCUCUCGCAGCAAAGACAAUAGGGAGUGCCAUGUGCUCGAGAAGGACGAGAAGCCAGUGGGAUCUUGUCUUGGGAAGUGAGAUAUGGAACUCAGGUGAUGUCUUGGGAGGCAUUUUACCAUCUUUAUUACUAAGCUACUAUGAUUUGCCUCCUACUCUGAAGCAGUGCUUCACAUAUUGCUCUGUUUUCCCAAAAGAUUGGUGGAUCAACAAGGAUGUUAUAAUCAAGCUAUGGGUGGCCCAAGGUUUCAUUUGCUCCGAGAGAAGUGGAGAAAUGGAGGAAAUCAGCAAACUGUAUUUUGAUGAUUUGUUAAGGCGCUCCUUACUCCAAGAUGCGGAAAUUGAUAGUGAUGGCAGCAUAUUCAGGUGCAAGAUGCAUGAUUUAGUUCAUGAUCUUGCGCAAUCUGUUGCAAGAAGUGACUGUUCAGUUGUGGAGAUCAGAAAGCAAACCUUAUUUAACCUAAACAAUGUCCGCCAUUCUUUUUUAAUUGGCAGUGAUGAAGUUAAUGAUGAACCUGAUGCAGUGGCUUCCAUCUUGUAUAAGGCCGAUAAGUUGCGGACGUUGGUACUCCACUCAACGAUCUCCAGAGUGCCACACAAUUUAUUUCGUUUGAGAUGCCUUAGGGCAUUGGAUUUGAGUCGAACUAGCAUUGAGGAAUUGCCUCCAACAGUAGGACAGUUGAAACACUUGAGAUAUCUUGAUUUAUCUUACACAUGCAUGAAGGAGUUGCCAGAGGAGGUGAGUAACUGCAGAAAUUUACAGACCUUGCGACUCAAUGGCUGUGCUAGGCUAUGUAAACUGCCUAUAGAGAUGAGGAAAAUGAUUAGCAUGAGACAUCUAGAAUUAGAUGACACUCACAUGCUGAAGUUCUUACCCCUGGGUAUAGGAAGACUAACUGAGCUUCGGACGUUAACAAAUUUCAUUGUGGGGGGUGGCGAUGAAGGAUGUAAAUGCGGAGAACUGAAACACCUCAAUCAUCUUCAAGGAAGACUUCAAAUUACUGGCUUGGAAAAUGUCAGGAGCAAGGAUGAAGCUACUGUUGUUGCAGGUAAGCAGAUGAUAAAAUUAAUCAAUAAUAAUUCGAACCCCAAACCUGUUUGGAAGAAUCAGAAUCGCUGAAUAUAGAUUAAUGUUGGGACAAGGCGUGGACUAUGUUACUCUAUUUGAGAUAGUUC